Dendrobium catenatum is the source of this 1340-nucleotide messenger RNA. Its product is annotated as probable calcium-binding protein CML7. The transcript has 2 exons. Gene Ontology annotation, cellular component: myosin II complex. Lineage: Eukaryota; Viridiplantae; Streptophyta; Magnoliopsida; Asparagales; Orchidaceae. The coding region runs from base 1 to 312 and encodes 103 amino acids. The record is from RefSeq and is a predicted model, not a curated record. Gene Ontology annotation, molecular function: calcium ion binding.
AUGCAGGCGCAGCUGAAGGCGAUCGCGACUGAGGAGGGGCUAACGACGCCUUUUGACUUCACUCUCUUCCUGGAGCUGAUGCGGAAGCACUUGCGAGCCGAGCCUUUUGACCACCAACUCCGCGGCGCUUUCAAAGUUCUCGACAAAGAUUCCAUCGGCUUGGUAUUGGUCGCCUACCUCCGCCACGUUCUUACAUCUAUUGGGGAGAAACUCGAGCCGAAUGAGUUCGAUGCGUGGAUCUGUAAGGUUGAUGUCUUGCCGGAUGGCACCAUUUGUUACAAGGACUUCAUCCUACGCAUGGUCGCCAAGUGAUCAUGUUUCGUGGUAUUUAAGAGCCAACGACUUUCAUUGCCGAUGGAAGAACGAUCGUAGAAUUCUUGGAGGAGAAGAAGAAGAGACUGGAGUUGCCAGACGUUGCCGACGCUACCUCCGUUUCCUUAUUUUGACUCGAACGAACGAAGCGUUGCAAAGACAGGACAGUGUAGACGGAGCCCUCUGCAGACGGUACCUUGCCGACAGAGUGGAGCAUUGCCAAAGGACGUCGGACGCCUUAGAGCGGAGCUUUACCAAAGACAGAAGCUGUUGCAGAAGGCCCUAGCUAAAAGCGGAAGACAAAGUCGAAGCCUCGCUUUAGCUUCUAGACGCAGGAAGGAGCCGCUCGGAGGAAGACACUAGCUUGGAUGUCGGAAGGCAGGAAGAAGCCAGGAGAAGAAGUUCGCCUGAACGCUCGCUCAGACGACUCGAUCGAAAGCUCCUUCUGAUUUUCCUAUUCCGCUCAGAUCCACAGAGACGCCCCUCCCGAUUAUCUUAGACGGGCCGACAACAGCAAGAAGUCUUAAAUCAGAUUUGAGAUAUGAUUAAGACAUGAUAUCAGCCUUUAUUGCUGAUAUAAUCAAAUCAGCCUUUAUUGCUGACAUAAUCAAAUCAGCCUUUAUUGUUGAUACAAACAAAUCAGCCUUUAUUGCUGAUACAAGCAAAUCAGCCUUUAUGGUUGAUCAAAUCAGCCUUUAUUGCUAUUAUAAAUACAGUCUUCAUUGCUGGAAACCGGAGGAAUACAAGUUCACACAACCGACCUUAAUUAUCGGAAUAUUGAGGAUAGUUUUCCAUGAUCGACCUUCAUUGUCGGCUUUCUCGUGUGAUUGAUAUUCUAUCUAUAACCAAUACAGCUCUACCUCUGAGCGAGUAAUUGCAUGCUGGUUUCCAGCUUGAGGGGGAGUGUCAAAAUCUCAGUCAUCCCUUGGCAUUUGAUCUCACGGUCAGGAUGAGAAUCCGUGGGAGACUCACCUGGAUCACGCCAAUAUCCUUCUAUAUUUGGGUAGCUGAAUUAGGAAGGAUUAUAU